GUGCGUGCUUUCGUCGCAGUGGCAAAGGCAUAUGCCGCCAAGGGCAGGCUGGUGCUUGCUGCCAGCACGCUGACACAGAUGCGGGGAGCAGGCCACCGCGUUACGGCUGCCACCUUUGCCACGCUCCUGGCUCCUCUGGCCAUUGGUCCCAAACGGCCUGGAGAGGCAGAGCUGUUGUUGCGACAGAUGGCCUCCUUGGAUGUGGACAUCCCAGGGCGCUUUGCGGUGGGCUGCUUGCAGAGAGCUAUGGGCAUAAGGCGUCUGCGCUUCCUCCGCCAGAACUUGUUUGUCGGGAUAGGACCAGCACCAACGGCAGCGCCAGAGGAUGCUGGAAAUAAUUGCUGGGACGAGCUCCAGUUAAUGUGGCAACGCCAACAAGAUUCAGGAUGA
Messenger RNA from Symbiodinium pilosum, 390 nucleotides. The record is from the annotation of a GenBank genome assembly. Lineage: Eukaryota; Dinophyceae; Suessiales; Symbiodiniaceae.